Molecule: messenger RNA, 443 nt
Organism: Merops nubicus (carmine bee-eater)
Lineage: Eukaryota; Metazoa; Chordata; Aves; Coraciiformes; Meropidae
Gene: DNAJC17
Product: DnaJ (Hsp40) homolog, subfamily C, member 17
Exons: 5
Biological process (GO): spliceosomal complex disassembly
Cellular component (GO): spliceosomal complex
Molecular function (GO): RNA binding
Source: RefSeq, a predicted model, not a curated record
GGAGGCAUGAAAGAAAUGGAGCAGACGGCAAAAUAACUCCUAAACUCAAACUGAAGUGGAAAUGCAGGAAAGAAGAUGAGACGGGGGGAUACUCCAAAGACCUUCUGUUGCAGAUCCUGCAAAAGUACGGCGACGUGCUGAACCUGCUGGUGUCCAGCAGGAGGAGCGGCAGCGCGGUGGUGGAGUUCGCCUCGGUGAAGGCUGCUGAGAUGGCUGUGAAGAAUGAAGUUGGCCUGAUAAAUAAUCCCCUCAAGAUUUCCUGGCUGGAGGGGCAGCCCCGGCACAGCCCCAGCAGCACCAGUCAGCCUAGGACUUCACAGGCAUCCGUGGUGUCCGAGCGGGAUUACGAGAGCCUGGUGAUGAUGAGGAUGCGCCAGGCAGCGGAGAGGCAGCAGCUGAUUGAGCAGCUCCAGCGGGAGGACGAGGAGGAGGCUCACACCUAG